AUAUCCUUUACAUUUGUUUUUCCACGGGGAAAAAAUUUGUUGGAUGGCAGUGAGUAGAUGAUUAAAAUCAGUUAGCGAACCAACGGUUCCAUGGUCACGUCCACCGUUGAUGACCUCCGUCGCUCGAAGCCUUCAUUCCGAUCGUCUUCUCCGCCGUCUAAAAAACUCCCCUUCUCUUCCCCUUGCCGUACUCCAUCAAAUCCAAGCCCAAAUUCUAACGAACGCAAGCCUCCAUAACUCUACCCCUCUCCUUUCCGAAUUCCUCUCAUCUUGUGCCCGUUCUCGCAACUUCUCCGCUGCUUGCCUCCUCCUUAAGAAUCUUUGCAGCCAAAUCCCGUCAACAUUGAAUCAUGUCCUCCGCUCCCAUGCCGAAUCCCUCUCCUCUCAACAAAUCUUGGUUUUAUACCGAGAAAUGGUCCGUCAAAAGAUCCCCCAAGACAGAUCAAUCUUCACAGUUAUGUUCCGCGCCUGUGCCCAGGAGGCCUCCAGCGUUGGGGAGUCCCUCCAUUGCCACAUUCUGAAGUUGGGAUUUGUAUCCAAUCUCUUUCUAAUGACAGGAUUACUCGAUUCCUAUGCCAAAAGAGGAUCUUUGGGAUCUGCCGAGAAGCUGUUUGAUGAAAUGGUUGAAAAGGACGUUGUUGCUUGCAACGCCAUGAUUGCUGCAUUGAGUGGUAAUGGCCGCACAGAAGAUGCGAGGAAGUUAUUUGAGGGAAUGCCAAAGAAGAGUUCGGCUUCCUGGAACACUAUGAUCACGUGUUAUUGCAAGCAAGGCAAUGUUGCUUUAGCUAGGGAAAUUUUUGAUCAGAAUCCAGUUAAGGAUAUUGUUUCCUGGAAUGCUAUGAUCGAUGGGUACUGUAAAAUAGGACAGCUUAGCGUUGCACAUCAGCUGUUUGAACGUAUGGGUCAUGCGAGGAAUUCAGUUACUUGGAAUACUAUGAUGUCUGGUUAUUUGCAUCAAAGGGAGUUUGGUACUGCAAUUUCAUUGUUUCGGGAGAUGCAGAUGGAAAAUGUUAAGCCUACUGAAGUGACUAUGGUGAGCUUGCUUUCAGCUUGUGGUCAUUUAGGUGCUUUAAAUACGGGCAGAUGGAUUCAUGCUUAUAUUUGCAACCACCAUUUAAAUAUUGAUGUUGUUUUGGGAAAUUCUCUUAUUGAUAUGUACUUUAAAUGCGGUAACAUUGAAACUGCACUUGAGGUCUUCCGUGGAAUGCCUUCGAAGAACGUUUUCUGCUGGAAUUCUGUCAUUGCAGGUUUUGGAAUGCAUGGCCAUGGAAAAAAAGCCAUAGAAAUAUUUCUUGAAAUGGAAACAACUAGUGGAAUUAGGCCAGAUGAGAUCACAUUUGUUGGGCUACUAUCUGCAUGUGGUCACUCUGGUUUGAUAUUCGAAGGCAAAAGAUAUUUCUCUCAAAUGUUUGGAGUUUAUGGAUUAGUGCCGCAGAUUGAACACUACGGCUGCAUGGUAGAUCUUCUAGGUCGUGCAGGUCUACUUCAAGAAGCAUUGCACUUUAUAGAAACAAUGACCAUCAAACCAAACUGUGUAGUUUGGGGCAGCUUGCUUCGUGCAUGUAAAAUUCACAGAGAUACUAAGACAAGCGAGCAUGUGACGCAAAGACUUCUAGAAUUGGAUCCUAAUGAUGGGGCGAAUUAUGUUUUCUUGUCCAACAUUUAUGCUUUGGCAAAGCAAUGGGAAGAUGUUGACACCUGUAGGGCAAUCAUGAUUGAGAAAGGGGUUCACAAGGUGCCUGGGUGUAGCUCUGUGGAGGUGAAUAACGUGGUUCAUGAGUUUGUUGUUGGUGAUACUUCACAUCCGCAGUUUGAAAAGAUUAGCAUCUUUCUGCUUGAGAUUGAGAGGGAGCUGAGGAACCUGGGUUAUCGGCCAGGAACAGGUUCUGUACUUCAUGAUAUAGAGGAUGAGGAGAAAGAAAAUGCUGUUUUGUAUCAUAGUGAGAGGAUUGCUAUUGCUUUUGGGCUGAUUAACACAAGGAAAAUGGAGCCGAUUCGAGUGGUGAAGAACCUUAGAGUUUGUAGUGAUUGCCAUGAAGCAAUAAAAUUUAUAGCUAAACUUUUUAAGAGGGAAAUUAUUGUAAGGGAUAGGAGUCGCUUCCAUCAUUUUAGGGAUGGAUCUUGUUCUUGUCAGGAUUAUUGGUGAGGACCUAAUUUUAUUUUUCAAGGUAAUAUUAUUGAUCAAUCUAUUUAUUGGGUUUAAUUAUUGACUCUACUGCUACAGCUUCUGUAAUUUUUACUUUUACCAGCUCAUGUCAAA
Dendrobium catenatum is the source of this 2260-nucleotide messenger RNA. Its product is annotated as pentatricopeptide repeat-containing protein At3g62890-like. Gene Ontology annotation, molecular function: zinc ion binding; protein binding; RNA binding. The record is from RefSeq and is a predicted model, not a curated record. Bases 110 to 2146 code for a protein of 678 amino acids. Gene Ontology annotation, biological process: RNA modification. Lineage: Eukaryota; Viridiplantae; Streptophyta; Magnoliopsida; Asparagales; Orchidaceae. The transcript has a single exon.